AAAAAAAAGAGCAAAGUAGAGCGCCACGUCCACGUCACGCAGAGUCUGAGUGUGCUGUACAUGAGACAGACAGACCCAGAGUCUGUGAGCAGAUUAUUUCUGAAAUUGUGAAGUUUAAAAAGUUCUUGUAAGGCGAUAAGGAGAAGCGAAGGAGAAGUGCAAGUUCAGAGGAGAGGAAAAGCAGCUCCUGCUAAAGCUCCAAAAAGCCACAAUGAGCAAAGUAGAUGAGCCACAGCAUGAUGAGCCUGCAUACUUAAAGGAUGAACCUCCAGCAGAUACGAAUAAAGACCACCCACAGGCUCAGCCAGGCAUGUUUUCCAGGGUGACAGGAGGUCUCUUCAGUGUCACCAAGGGGGCUGUUGGGGCCACUGUUGGUGGGGUGGCCUGGAUUGGAGGGAAGAGCUUGGACCUCACUAAGACCGCUGUCACCUCUGUUGCUGCUGUUCCUGGCAUGGGAAUAGGAUUGGUGAAAGGGGGCGUGUCCGCAGUGGCCGGUGGAGUAACUGCAGUUGGCUCAGCAGUUGCUAAUAAAGUUCCCAUCGGAGGGGCCAAGAAGAAGGACAAGUCUGAUUGAAAUGUCUGAAUUGUUGGGGGAGAUGCUGUCAUCAGUGACUUUAUUAUAUGACUGCUCAGUGGGAUGAUGGUUGGUUUGAUAUUCUGCAAAAUGAUUUGUUGGAAUCAGAUCUAUCUGCUAGAUCUGUUCUAUGAAUGAGCGACUUCAGUGUACUAGGAGCUUCCAUCUUCCAUGCUUCUCAAAAGAGGGUGUUUUUGUGUCCUAAGUUGUAUGUUUUGGAACAUGACAAGGUAUGAAUGUUGUGAUCCCAGUAAGGGCAAACUGUUUUAAUUUUUCAAGUAUUAGUUGUGGAGACUUGGGUGUUUAGUGAGGGAUCACUGUAACAUUUUCAUGUUUCACUAAGCCACAUUGUACCGGGUUUUGUGUCUUUGACCAUAAACUAGGGAACACACACAUAUCUUUGUACCAGAGCCUUAGGGAAAAUUAGUACCAUGAACCAUAAGUUGAAUUAAGACAGAAAUCACUUGGGUAUCCCUCAGUGUACUGCAGGAGAAAAUUUGAGACUGUGGUGGGUUGAUGGUAAUGCUUCAUGCCUCUGAUUAAUUCUGUUUGUGAGAUACGGCCUCUGGGGUCUAGGCUGAGCCAUGCCGCUCUCUCAGACAGCUUUGCUCAUCAGUCUCUCUCUUUUCAACCUGCAAUACAGAGAAGCCCUGAACCUCCAGCCACAAACUAAUGUGUUUACUGCGCACCACAACAACAGCUAAGGAGUUAUUCAUGUGAAAAUCUGAAUGCUGUAGCAAACAUUCCUAAGCAAAACAGUUUGUAAUAUUAUUCCGUGAAAUAGCUGUUUAGGUUAGAUUAUAAUGUCCAUUAAAUAGUGGGCCAUUUUUCUACUCUAGCCUUGCAGUGAAGAUUGUCUAUAAAGACCAAUUUGUUUGACUAUACAUGUUUUAUUUAUCCUACGGAAUUUUUUUCCAGUGUCAUUCAAAUUUUGUCUCCAUUUCAUAAACAGAAGCAUUUUCCCAGGCCAAUACUGCAUUACAUUUUUAUAUUCUGAUAAAGUAUAAAUGAACAGAGACAGUAUUUUCUCUAUGAUGUGUUCAAAAUCUUUAUUUUCCUACAACCAAAGAAUGCAAAAUUUUCAUUCAGUAUAGGUCUUCUCUGUAAUACGCAAUAUGUUUUCUUUCCUUUCUGUGUUUUUUUUUUUUUUUUUAGAUUUUAUCAAUGUAAGUGUAUUCAUUUUACACACAAAUAUGUAAGUCUGUGCUUGAAUAUAUAAUGUGAAUUAAAUAAAGAAAUAGGAUUCAACAUUG
This is a messenger RNA of Pangasianodon hypophthalmus (striped catfish), 1827 nucleotides long. RefSeq names its product transmembrane protein 263 (gene tmem263). The transcript is spliced from 3 exons. Bases 212 to 574 code for a protein of 120 amino acids. Lineage: Eukaryota; Metazoa; Chordata; Actinopteri; Siluriformes; Pangasiidae. The record is from RefSeq and is a predicted model, not a curated record.